CCAAGUAGCACAAGCACACUCUCACACACACUCAGCUGCACAACCCUCAAGCCGUAGUGGCAACCAUGGGGUCGGCGGAGGAGUACCAGCCACUGCUGCUGGGACUUGACUCACAUUCCCAGAUACCUGGCUUGUCGUCCGCUGCCAUCGAAGAUUUUCUGGAGCACAGGCCUGUGGCGGUCCGAUGGUGGCCUAGACUGGUGGCAUGGGAAUCAAGGCUGCUCUGGAUUUUAUCUGGUUCAUCUAUCAUUGUCUCCAUAUUUAAUUACAUGCUCAGCUUUGUCACCCUCAUGUUUUGUGGCCAUUUGAGUGCCUUGGACCUGGCUGGAGCCUCUAUUGCUAGUGUGGGAAUUCAAGGUCUUGCUUAUGGGAUUAUGUUGGGAAUGGCUAGUGCUGUGCAAACUGUGUGUGGGCAAGCAUUUGGAGCCAGAAAAUUGCCAGAAAUGGGCAUCAUAUUCCAAAAAGCAGUCAUCUUGCACUUGGGAGCAGCAGUCCUCCUUACAUUUGUGUAUUGGUGGUCUGGUCCAAUACUUAUAGCCAUAGGCCAGGCAGAAGACAUAGCAUUGAAGGGCCAAGUGUUUGCAAGGGGCAUAAUUCCUCAGCUUUAUGCAUUUGCAAUCAACUGCCCCCAACAGAGGUUCCUUCAAGCACAAAACAUUGUGAACCCUUUGGCUUACAUGUCUGUGGGGGUUUUCCUCAUCCACGUUCUUCUCACUUGGUUGGUGGUUUAUGUUGUGGAAUAUGGCCUACUGGGGGCGGCUCUUACUCUCAGCCUCUCUUGGUGGCUUCUUGUCAUUACAUAUGGACUUUACAUUAUUCUAAGCCCCAACUGCAAGGAAACUUGGACUGGCUUCUCUUGGAAUGCCUUCAAAGGAAUUUGGCCUUAUUUUAAGUUAACUCUUUCUUCUGCUAUCAUGCUCUGCUUGGAGAUAUGGUACAACCAGGGGCUGGUGCUGAUAUCAGGGCUUCUCUCCAAUCCUACAAUUGCUCUAGACUCCAUUUCUAUUUGCAUGAACUAUUUGAACUGGGACAUGCAAUUUAUGUUAGGCCUAAGUGCAGCAGCCAGUGUUCGAGUCAGUAAUGAGCUAGGUGCUGGUAAUGCAAGGGUGGCCAAAUUUUCAGUGUUUGUUGUGAACGGGACCAGCAUACUUAUUAGCAUAGUCUUCAGUGCAAUUGUAUUGAUUUUUAAAGUUGGAUUAAGCAAGCUUUUUACGAGUGAUUCCGAAGUUAUCGUGGCAGUAUCUGAGUUAACCCCAUUGCUGGCCAUCUCUGUUUUCUUGAAUGGCAUUCAACCAAUACUCUCAGGGGUGGCAAUUGGAAGUGGAUGGCAAGCUGUUGUGGCCUAUGUUAACCUGACUUGCUACUACAUUAUCGGUCUUCCAAUCGGAUGUGUUCUUGGCUUCAAAACCAACAUGGGAGUAGCAGGUAUUUGGUGGGGGAUGAUUAUUGGAGUUUUUCUACAAACAGUAACUCUAAUUAUUCUCACCGCCAGAACAAAUUGGAAUACUGAGGUUGAAAAAGCAGCUGAUCGAUUGAAGAAAGCAGCAGAAAUACAAGACUCGCUGACCGAUGUAUAAGGCCAUGGAGGUUUUCAAAACUUGAUUUCACCUGCGGUUCAUGUAUGAAUUCCUGUGUUUUGACAUAGCUUGGUCAACGAGAUUUAGACUAUAAGUUUGCACCUUCUUCCCCUGUAUAGUGUACAACCAAUCAGACUGUUGCCAAUUUUGAUGAUAUAAGGGAAAGAAAACCAUCCUAUUUGUUUCACAGAAUCGAACAGUAAUAGUUUCUGCU
Molecule: messenger RNA, 1791 nt
Organism: Prunus mume (Japanese apricot)
Lineage: Eukaryota; Viridiplantae; Streptophyta; Magnoliopsida; Rosales; Rosaceae
Product: protein DETOXIFICATION 41-like
Biological process (GO): xenobiotic detoxification by transmembrane export across the plasma membrane
Cellular component (GO): membrane
Molecular function (GO): xenobiotic transmembrane transporter activity; antiporter activity
Source: RefSeq, a predicted model, not a curated record